UGGAUAGGUGUUUAAAAUCAUAUUAAUGAGCGGGCGAUGCGGCUCGAGUAGCGCGGUGGGGCCCAGCCCGCCGCCCGUCCGGCCAAUUGGGGCCCGCCUCGCCUAUGAUGUCAUCGGAGGAGGAGGCCGACUCACACGCGCCCUACUCGGAUAAACUACUGAAGAAACAGAAACGCGUCAGACAGCGCGUGGACGCCGGUGAGCCGCGCAAUUCUUAUUCAACUCUCGCGACGAACGGACUCGCGCCCGCGCGCGCCGCACACAUGAGUGGCGGACUUUACGGCGCCAUCUUUGAGGGUCGCCAGCACUUCGGCCUUUUCGGUCCUUGCUACGCGCCGGCCGAAAUGUUAAAUGAAUUAUUAGGCCGUGCGCCUAGGCAAGAGGAUGCCGGCGAUGAAGCUACGAGUGGAGAUAUGCUUCGUGACCGUGUUCUUCGCGACAUCCUCCAAAGCCGAAAAAAAGAGCUGAUGCGACUCUCCCCGGACAAUAACAACGUACUUGCAAAUAAUAAUAAUGACGAACCAAAACAAGAGAAACGGUCUCCAGAACGGCCCAUUUCGAGGGAUUCUCGACCGGACCUUGACGAUGCCUUGUUGACGUUAGACAGUGCCGGUGACUCAAGAACUUCACCACCACCGACUCAACAAUCAUCAGAACCACUACUCGCACCCAAAUCAGAACCCGAGGAUCGUGACAGUGAUGCUCAACGCUCUUCACCACGACCCCUUGAUGUGAAACGUGCUCGUGUAGAAAAUAUUGUGUCGACAAUGCGUGCUAGCCCUGCGCCACAACAACCACAAGUGAAUGGCUGUAAAAAAAGAAAAUUAUAUCAUCCGCAGCAACACGAUGGUGCAGCAGAGCGCUAUGGUACCAGCCAUGGCAGUAGUGCUCAAACAGUGUCGGAUGAUUCAGAGGACGAUGGUGAGCGACCACCUAUUCAUCAAAAGAUUGUAGAAAAGAAUGCGUUAAAAACUCAGUUAAGAACAAUGCAAGAGCAGUUAGCAGAAAUGCAAGAAAAAUAUUUGCAGUUGUGCAAUAGAAUGGGCCAAGAGUCUGAGACGAUUGACAACGAUGGUGCUUCUAGUGAUGUAGAACAAAACGAUGAUCCUAUGCCUAAAUCGGAACCUCCUUCACCUGUCAAAGAAGUGCCCCCACCGAUACCCAAUAGUGCUGCGCCGAAUAUGCUCUCACAAGUUAUGACUAAAAUGAUGACUGCAAAGAUUCAAGCUCACUCCGUAGCUCAUGGUCACCUUCCACCUGGAUUCAAUGGGACCUUACCUCUAAUGCCACAUCUGCCUCCCGGAGACCAUAUGCAUCCACCGCAUACUCAUCAACAUCUUAACAACGCAGCUGCUAUGUAUCUUAACGUUAGUCAAAAAUUGUUUUUAGAACAAGAAGCGCGAAUGAAAGAGGCUAGUGAACAGCAACAAAAUAAUCAACAACAAAGACCACAGUCAAAUCAACACUCACCUCAGCAUAGACAAAUGGGUCAGACUCCUAAGCCUCCUUUAUCAUCCGAAUUAGCAGAACGUCUGGAUGCAUUACGUAGCAACUCAGGUUCCGUUGGACCAGUAUCUGGUGCAGAUCUAGAGGGCUUGGCAGAAGUUCUUAAAAGUGAAAUCACAGCUUCGUUAACAAGCCUCAUAGAUUCGAUAGUGACACGUUUUGUACAUCAACGGCGAAUAAUGGGUAAGCAGUCCGAAGCAGCAGCGGCCGCAGCCGAACAACUGAACAAGGACUUAAUAAGAGCUACUCGAUUGAUUGACAAGUCACCCACACCGAAGAUGCCUGAGAGACCGUCUGGACAAAUGUCAGGUAACCCACCCGUCCAUCACCCUGGCGCGCCAAACGGCGUUCCUUUUAUAACAAAUAACCCGAUGUUUAUGAACCAUAUGAAUGGCCCCCGUGCUCCAGGCGGUGUAGCGUUUCCGCUGCACGCUGAGGCGGGUGGACCUGGUCACGGUGCUCACAUGCGGAUUCCUACAGGCAUUUUCCAGGCACCGCAGAAACCUCUCCAGCCUCACUUCGUCCCGAUGAAUGGACAAUUCGAUCGGGAGCAGAACCCUGACCCAUCAGAGCCUUUGAGCCUUGUGGUCACUCCAAAGAAAAAGAGACAUAAGGUGACUGACACGCGCAUCACUCCACGAACUGUAAGCAGGAUCCUGGGUGAAGGAGUUGGACAGUCGCCGGAGAGCAAGUUUCCGGAAUCACCGUCACCGCGACCAUUCCUAACGGGAAAUUUGCCAACAUCAGUUGCGAUACCGAAUCCAUCGCUACAUGAAAGUCAAGUAUUUUCGCCGUAUUCACCGUUUUUCGGGGCGGGCGGUGGCUUGGCACGAUCACCUCCAGCGCCAGAGAGGGAUUCGCCACCACUGCCAAACUCGAUGGUCCACUCUGUACACCAUCGCGUCCUGGCAACGCUGUCCCCGGACUACCUGCGCCCUCACCACCCGCACGUACCGCAUCAUGCUGCCGCGCCGCACCAUCCGCAUCACAUGGAUGCGCAGGACCCGCACUCAGACUGCAACUCGACCGACUUGCCUUACGACGGAGUUCAGCCUACUUCUUCAACUUUGACGCCGAUGCAUCUCCGCAAAGCCAAGCUGAUGUUCUUCUGGGUGCGCUACCCGAGCUCCGCAGUCCUCAAGAUGUACUUCCCAGAUAUCAAGUUUAACAAGAAUAACACGGCUCAGCUCGUGAAAUGGUUCUCAAACUUCAGGGAGUUCUAUUAUAUUCAAAUGGAGAAAUACGCGCGGCAAGCCAUCAGCGAAGGAUUAAAGACAGCGGAUGACCUGCACGUAGCCGGUGACUCCGAACUAUACAGAGUGCUCAACCUGCAUUACAACAGAAAUAAUCAUAUCGAAGUUCCUCCAAACUUCCGAUACGUGGUUGAGCAGACGCUCCGAGAGUUCUUCCGCGCCAUUCAAGGCGGGAAGGACGCCGAGCAGAGCUGGAAGAAGUCCAUCUACAAGGUGAUCUCGCGGCUGGACGAUCCAGUGCCCGAGUACUUCAAGUCGCCGAACUUCCUCGAACAGCUUGAGUGAACGCCACAUCGACUCGACGCACACGAAAACUUUCGGCUAACUAAAUUUUAAAAGUUGAAAAAAAAAAAUCCAUUGGACGAUCGUUUCGCACACCAAAAUUUUA
This is a messenger RNA of Vanessa atalanta (red admiral), 3147 nucleotides long. RefSeq names its product homeobox protein prospero (gene pros). Gene Ontology annotation, biological process: regulation of transcription by RNA polymerase II. The transcript has 5 exons. Lineage: Eukaryota; Metazoa; Arthropoda; Insecta; Lepidoptera; Nymphalidae. Gene Ontology annotation, cellular component: nucleus. The coding region runs from base 105 to 3044 and encodes 979 amino acids. Gene Ontology annotation, molecular function: RNA polymerase II cis-regulatory region sequence-specific DNA binding; DNA-binding transcription factor activity, RNA polymerase II-specific. The record is from RefSeq and is a predicted model, not a curated record.